UGUCAUGGCAACUGUACAGCAUGCGCUUACAAAAACAAGAGCUUGACCGUUCACCACCGCUCUCUCGACAUUCGACAUCCCCGGCGCCAUCUUCUUCUUCUUUUUCAAGCCUUUAGAUAGGCACUCGUUUAAAUAGGAGGGAAGCUGAGGAGAAGGGGAGGAUGAGCGGAGCCAAAUCCCGCGGCGACCUGCCUGUUGCUGAAAAUGUCACCAGCGGCGGGCACGGCACUGCGGCUCCUCCGCGGGACCGCAAGCCAGGCGGAGGAGUUCUGAAGAGGCUCAAGUCCCGAAGGAGCCAGCAGGUGGACGGCAGGGCCGUCACGGAGGAAGACCUCCGGGCACGGACUGGACACAUCACCCCGGAGGACGUGCUGGGACUGCGAGUAGCUACUCGAGGGUACCUCUGUAAACCCGAGGACAAUAUUUACAACAUCGAAUUUGUCCGCUUCAAGAUCAGAGACCUGGAGACAGACACGGUCCUAUUUGAGAUUGCCAAACCCCCACAUACAGGUGAUGAUGAGGAGAACAGAGAGUCAGACGCCAGCACAGGCCGGUUUGUACGCUACCAGUUCACCCCAGCAUUCCUGCAGCUGCGGACCGUGGGAGCCACGGUGGAAUUCACGGUUGGGAACCGGCCUCUAAGCAACUUUCGCAUGAUCGAAAGGCACUACUUCCGUGAUCACCUGCUGAAGAGCUUUGAUUUUGACUUUGGCUUCUGCAUCCCGAACAGCCGUAAUACCUGUGAGCAUAUCUAUGAGUUCCCUCAGCUGUCUGAGAGCCUGGUCCAUCAGAUGGUGGAGUGUCCUUAUGAGACUCGUUCAGACAGCUUCUACUUUGUCGAGAACAGACUGGUCAUGCACAACAAGGCAGAUUAUGCUUACAACGGAGGACAGUGAUGUCUGCCUGCUUGCGUGCAACCACACACACGAACAUGCUCAUACAUGCCCAUCUGCUCACUUUUAUUGAUAUAUACAUAGGCACACAUGCAUGUUGCUGAACAUACAUACGGCUCAUACCUGGCCCGGGAGCUGCUGGAGACACGGUUCAGUUGCCUCCAGUGUUUGUAAAGAUGAAUUACCAUUCGUUGCAAUCACUUUCAGGAGAUGUGUUUUGCAUUAGUGUGAGACAGAGGUUACAGAUGGGUUAAUUUAUAGGCUUUUGAAAAUAGAGAAAUCUUUAAAAUCCGAGAGAGCUUGCAAUUUGCAGCCGUGUAUAACACGUGGCUCAGAUUGAUCAGAUGGACAUUAGUCUUCUCUUUACAGUUUUAAAAGUGUCCUAACAGCCAUUGAGUGAACACACACACACACACAUUUGCAUACACACGCAUGCACACUCAAUCCCCAAGUGACACACAUAGUGUUUACACAGGGUUUGUCAGAAGCAGCUGUUCUCAGAGCUGCCGCCUCCACAAUCCACUCCAGACAAUGUCGAGGGAGAAACAGAGGAGCCAUCCACAAAAACACUCCUGUCAAACGCACAUGGUCACUCCUGCAGCCCCCUCCCUAUCUCCCUCUCCGCCCACACAAACUGACACGUCAAUAGUAGUACUGUAUAAGACUUUGAAUUCAACCAAAGGUUUCUGACAUUAUCACUGUUUUUUAUUUAUUUAUUUAUUUUUUAUUUUACAGUUCUGUGACGGCUCGUUAAGAAAGGCCAUGUCAAGUAGAAAUUUCCCCCUGGUAUCUUCAGAGAGCAGCAGAAGUGUCCCAAAGAUGUUCUGGUUUCCUUAUUUCAAAGUGGAGCUGUUAUGUUUGUCCUUAUUUUCUGUCAUUUACCAUUACGCUAACAGAUGCUGAUUUAUAACAAGGUCUCAGAUAACAAGGUCAGCAUAUGUACAAGUUAUCACCACAAGCUCUUGGCUCUGUAUGAUGCCACAGAGCUGUGAUUUCCUUAAGAUGGUCAUCUCUCACUGUGAGCACACCGGCCCCACCCACCUGCUAUUCAAACCUUGUCUUUUCUUGGUGACAGCAAUCAAUAAAAAUGAAGAUUUCUUUUUGAACAUCUAGGUUUGAUUAUCUGUACUUCCAAUUCCUUAUCACAAACGUCUUAAAAGCUUGAUUAUUUCUGAUAUUUGAGUUUGUCUUUAUCCUAACUGGACAGCAUACUAUCUCUUGGUAAUUUGUAAACUUUGGUGUUCGGGGUUAAAGGUGGUGUUUGUAUAGUAUAUACAUAUAUAUAAAUAUACAUAAUUUGUAAAAAGUGAAAUGAUU
This is a messenger RNA of Pelmatolapia mariae (spotted tilapia), 2210 nucleotides long. RefSeq names its product protein unc-119 homolog B-like. Gene Ontology annotation, cellular component: cilium. Gene Ontology annotation, biological process: lipoprotein transport; nervous system development; cilium assembly. NCBI's taxonomy places the organism in Eukaryota, Metazoa, Chordata, Actinopteri, Cichliformes, Cichlidae. Bases 162 to 896 code for a protein of 244 amino acids. Gene Ontology annotation, molecular function: lipid binding. The transcript is spliced from 5 exons. The record is from RefSeq and is a predicted model, not a curated record.